CUACUGCAGUAGCUCGCUUUAAACGCUCAGAAGUAAACCGUGAUCUCCGCACACCUUGACCGCAAUUACUUGCGUAAGGAAUCACGUGACGCUACGCCCAGUAAACACCCACCCCGAGCACGGCGGCGUGCAAAGUUUUCGGCGCCGACGAAGUUGUUCCAUUUGCUGACGCUAGGAGCUGUCCGCGGUGCUGAACCGACACGGCUGCGUCGGCACUACCGGCAAGCGAUCGGCUUACCGCGCGGGCACGUUACGCGUCCUCCGCGUUUCCGAGGAUUGCUGUCAGAUUGCUUGCAGCUCGAUUUCGCGGGGAAUAAGCGUACCUGCGCUGCGCCCUGGUGUGUGACUAGGGUUUCAAACGCACUUUCCAUUUUCCGUUCUGACCAAUUUCCGAGGGAAAUUCUUCAAUACAAAGGACAUUAUUCUGCGAAACGAAGGAUCCGCUUCAGCACUCGUGUAUUAGAACUGUUGACCAGUCAAACAUGAUCGUUCUGGUGUUUGUUCUUGCCGCUUCGGUGAUGAACGUACGAGGCCAAGGUGAAGACUUUGGGCCGUGCAAUGGAGAAGUAGGGUCGGAGCUCCGCCCUUUCACCACUAAGCAGGACUCGCCGAUUGGGCUCCAGGAGAUCACAACAGCCCUUCCGCUAAGCCUCCCCAACCACCAGCCAAACCUGGGCCUCCCCGAGGCUCUGCUUACGAAGGAUUUCGUGGGGGACCAGCCCUUUUUCGGGGAGGGCGGUGAGGUAGAGGACCACGCGACCCCCUCGGGACGAGCAUCUCACGCAGAGCCCAGAGACCACACCACACCCGUGGUCCCUCACGAAGACGCGCCAGCAUUCUCGGAUAUCGCCACCACGGCUGCAACAACGACCAGUCCCACCGCUCCAGGAAAGCCAGCCUCUGUGGACCACAGACGGCCCAGUAAGGGCGGGGGAAGACAAUCGGCCAAGGUGGAGCUCACCUCCCCAGUUCUGAUGGUGGCCGGGAAUACUGCUCAGCCAAGCCCUGGGCAGCCAUUGGACCUCACUAGAGCAGAGGCAGAGCUUUCUGAGCAGGGGGCGGUCCCUGAGCAAAAUGGUUCAAGGAAGAAAGCAUCUCAGAGGCCACCAGAGAAGAGCAUGAUGGGUAAAGCAACAGGGGCAGAUGAAGAAGAAACCAUGACCAGUACCAUUGUUACUACGACUGUUAUCACCACCACGAGAGCCACAGGUCAGGGCAACCUGAACUUCACAGAUGCUGAAGGUUACAUCGAGAUGCCGUAUGGUGGCUCUUAUGACUCUACUGUGGAUUGCACCUCCCUGGUUACGGUCUACCUCGGGUAUGGGGUUGAAAUUCAGGUGCUGAAUGUGACCCUGGAAGGGGGCGAGGAGGUCGUGCUAGAGGACCUCGGGGGCCCGGAGCGAUCCAUCCUGGCCAACGGGUCCACGCUGCACAGGGGGAUGGUGCUGUGGAGCUCCAGCAACCAGAUCUCGGUGCGCUUCUCCAGUGAGAAGCAGCCCAAGCCAGGCUCCCUGCUGCUGCUGCGCUACAGAGCUUUUGUUUUGAGCUGCGCUUUCCCCCGGACCCCGGCUAACGGGGAGGUGUCGGUCAGCAGCCUCCAUUCCGGGGGGGAGGCCUUUUUCUUCUGCCUGUCCGGCUACCAGCUCCACGGCGCCUCCUCCCUCACUUGCCGCAACGCCACCACGCCUUACUGGAGCGGCAAGGAGCCGAAAUGCCUGGCUACUUGCGGAGGGAUGCUAAAAAACGCUACCCUGGGCCGCAUCGUCUCUCCUGGGUUUCCUGGCAACUACAGCAACAAUUUGACGUGCCACUGGGUGCUGGAGGCUCCCGAGGGCCACAGGUUGCACGUCCACUUCGAGAAAGUGGCCCUGGCCGAAGACGACGACAGACUCUUGAUCAAGAAUGGGAACAACAUCGACUCCCCCGGCGUCUAUGACUCCUACGAGGUGGAGUACCUGCCCAACGAAGGUGUAGUCAGCACAGGAAGGCACUUGUUCGUGGAGUUCACCACCGACGAGGCAGGCACCUGCACUGGCAUCGCCAUCCGAUAUGAAGCUUUCGCCCAGGGUACCUGCUACAAGCCCUACGUGAAAUACGGCAACUUCUCCAGCAGCGACAUGGCGUUCGGUGUGGGUACAGUGGUGGACUUCUGCUGUGAACCAGGCUACACCCUGGAGCAGGGCGCCAUCACCAUCGAGUGUGUGGACCCAGAGAAUCCUCAGUGGAAUGAGACUGAACCAGCUUGCCGGGCUGUAUGCAGUGGAGAAAUCACGGAUUCAGCCGGAGUGGUGCUCUCGCCAAACUGGCCUGAGGCGUAUGACAAAGGCCAGGAUUGUAUCUGGGGCAUCCAUGUGGAGGAGGACAAGCGCAUCCUUCUGGACAUCCCAGUCCUUCAUCUCGGUAAAAACGACAUGUUGACGUUUUAUGACGGUGACGACCUGACGGCCAACAUCCUGGGCCAGUACAGCGGCACUCUGCCGCGGUUCAAACUCUACACCUCCAUGGCAGAUGUGACCAUUCAGUUCCAGUCCGAUCCGGCCACCAACAUUUAUGGCUACAACAACGGCUUCGUGGUGCACUUUUUUGAGGUGGCCAGGAACGACACGUGCUCCGAGCUCCCGGAGAUCGUCAGUGGCUGGAAGAGUACGUCCCAUCCGGACCUGAUCCACGGGACGGUGGUGACCUACCAGUGCUACCCAGGUUUCCAGGUGCUCGGCUCCGAGAUCCUCAUGUGUCAGUGGGACCUCACGUGGAGUGGGGACGUGCCCAGCUGUGAGAAAGUGAUGGCGUGUCCGGACCCAGGCGUGGUAGAACACAGCCACAGGGUGGUGACUGGCUCCCAGUUUGCCGUGGGCUCCACUGUGCAGUAUGUGUGUAAUAAGGGCUACGCGUUGUCUGGGCCAGGCAUCCUCACCUGCUGCGGCCGCGACACAGCCGACCCUAAGUGGAGCGAGAGGCGGCCAAAGUGUGUCCCCGAGCGGUACGAACCUUGCAGUAACCCAGGUGCUCCGUCCGCUGCUGUUCAGAGCGCAGAGAAAGCCUUCUUCCAGGCUGGAGAGACGCUCACCUUCGCCUGCCGCCCUGGCUAUCAGCUCCACGGGGAGGCCACCAUUCGCUGCCUUCCAGGACAUCCAUCUCAGUGGAGUACCUUGCCUCCUGUGUGCAGGGCCUCAGUGGGAGAUGUUAGCGGACGCAGAUUGGAUGUCGUCAGCUCUGACUUUGGUGCAGAGGGGACCACCAUAACUAUAGCGGUUAUGGUGCCAGUUGCACUGGUGUUACUGGUUAUCAUAGCCAUUUAUGUGUACUUCUCAAAAGUCCAGGGUAAGACUUUCCGCUUACGCCGCUCGGCCUCCCCGCGUUACGACAACAUGACGGAGGAGUCUGCAUUCGACAACCCCGUCUACGAGACUGCACAGAGGGCACUCUUCAUACCACUUCCAUUCUCACCUGAAGUCUCUGGCUCUACUGCGAUAAAUCUGGUGGUAAUUAAAGAUGCUCCAUCUACACGCACCAGAUAAAGAUGUUCAAUGUCCAAUAUAGACUGAAGCCUGACAGGUCUCGGGGAUACACUGGAUAGAGCUGCCACUAUGUAUAGCUUGAGCAAAGCGUCUAGUUUAUUUACCUCAGCGAACUCUUUAAAUAUUUUGGUUUUUUAUGGAAUGUUGCACUGCUCUUUGUCUGAAAGCCAAAGCUGGGAUGCACAGACACACAGUGGUAAUAUUCACUGUCGCAAGAUGUUGCCAUUAUCCAAAUACAUUUCAUUAUGUACACCCUCACCAUAUCAUUGAGUGUAUACGCACAUAUUUAUUCCAUGUGUUCUGAUUCUUUGAGGUUUUACAAACAUAGCUGUGUGAUAUGGAAUAUUUUGUCUAUAUGUUAAUAUGUUUAUGGAGCUUAAAUCAUCACUUAUUAUCAUUGUAUUAACAAAUCAAUAGAUUAGUGAAAGUCUAUUGAAACCAAAAUAUUUGCUGUACAAUUGCUUAUUGCACUGUUUUAUAUAUUUGGCAUUUAUUUUGCCCAUAAUAAGAGGGAAGGUCCUCUUGAAAGCAAGAGACAAUGACAGAAGCUCUUGCGCUAUGGUAACUGGGGAGUUCUCACCAUGUGUUUCAAUCUUUCUGCAUCUGUGCGCUCCGACCACGGACCUCGCUGGCCACCC
Electrophorus electricus (electric eel) is the source of this 4156-nucleotide messenger RNA. It is a transcript of the gene sez6a, whose product is annotated as seizure related 6 homolog a. Gene Ontology annotation, cellular component: dendritic spine; neuronal cell body; dendritic shaft. Gene Ontology annotation, biological process: regulation of dendrite development; synapse maturation; regulation of protein kinase C signaling. The record is from RefSeq and is a predicted model, not a curated record. NCBI's taxonomy places the organism in Eukaryota, Metazoa, Chordata, Actinopteri, Gymnotiformes, Gymnotidae.